Molecule: messenger RNA, 283 nt
Organism: Staurois parvus
Lineage: Eukaryota; Metazoa; Chordata; Amphibia; Anura; Ranidae
Source: the annotation of a GenBank genome assembly
UUCUUCACCCCUCCUCUUGUUCAAAUGUCCAUGCUGAUAAGACAGAUUGAACCUGUAGCCCUUCUGCACAUGUUCAGUUUUUUCUUUCUUGGGAGAGUGCAUGUUAUCAGCAUAAGGCCAAUCAGCACUGUCCAGACAGAGGUCAGGGGUUUUGCAUACUCCUAGAAAAGAAAGAAAACUCCUCCUACAAGCUUUAAUCAGUGCUCUGCUGAUCACUGAUAGAAGUCACAAGACUGCUCUAACUGCUGAUGAGAAAAUAUAUUUAGCAGUUUAUAUUUACUAA